Prorocentrum cordatum is the source of this 2904-nucleotide messenger RNA. The record is from the annotation of a GenBank genome assembly. Lineage: Eukaryota; Dinophyceae; Prorocentrales; Prorocentraceae.
AUGGCCCUCGCGCGCCGCAGCGAGCGCGCAGGCGCGCAGUCCCAUCCUGGCCUGGGGCCUCCGAAGGAUGCUGGUGUGCUGCUGGAGCGGCUGCGGCGGUUGGAGGCGAAGGUGAUCGCCAACCACGCUGAGUUCAUCGAGCACCGCUCCGAAACCGAGCAUGCGCUUCAGACUCUGCUGCGUGCCCAGCGCGACCGUGACGCCGCGGAGAGGGCGGCCACCGCCCACCAGGCGCUCUGUGCGGAGGACCUGGAGGCCAGGCUGAGCCGUGCCGCGCAGCUGGCGCGCGGCGUGUACGACCAGCAGCUGGAGCUGCAGGCGGACACCGAUGGCCGGCUGCGGCAGCUGCAGCAGGAGGUCUCCAGUCUGCAGCCCGCCGCCGAGGCAUUCGUGGCACCCCGUAGCAGCGCGAGCGGCUUGCAGGUUUUCGAGCUCGUGGAUGCGUGCGGCAGGGCCUGGCUCGAGAGGGCAGCCGCCCUCCUGCUCGAGGCGCGCCGGGAGCUGCGAGAGGAGCUGGACGCGGCAUGCCAGGGCCGCGACGGUGGCCUCAGCGACGCCGUCGCGGCCGAGUUGCGGCAGAUGCUGGAGGAUGUGCGUCAAGCAGCAGAGGUUCACCGCGCGAGGGUGCGCGACGAGGUGUCGGACACGGUCACGAGGGCGCUGGAGGGCGCCAUUGCGGACGCGCGCGAGCAGCUGCAGCACGAGGCCGCCGCGCAGCGGCGCCACUCCGAGUCCGCCGUGGAGGCGGCGCUUGCGGAAGCGGCCGCGCAGCUCGACGCUUCACUCGACGGGCGGCUGGAGGCCGUGCAGGCUGCCGCGCGCGCGCACGACCGAGUACACGCCGACGCCUCGCUGCCUGACGCGCCCACCUCUGCGCGAGCCGUGGAGGAGGUGCGCUCCGCGGCUGCGCGCGCCCUGGCCAGCUGCGACGCGGCUCUCGGCGGCUUCGGCGUCGUCCAGCGCGAGCUGCUGGACGAGCUGCGCACCUGCGCGGAAGAGCAGCGGGGCAGGAUCCGGGUUGCAGAGGGCGAGGUUGCCGUGUCGGUUCAGAGAGCCCAGAGGCUGUCGGAGGAGGCGGCAUCCUGGGGUGCCUCGGCCAGGGAGGAGGCGGCCGCGGCGAGGAGAUGCGCAGAGGCGAGCGCCCGCCUAGAGGGUGGGAGCGCGGCCGCGCUGAAGGGGGCGUCGCUCGCCGCCGUGCAGGCUGCGAGAUGGAGCGCAAGCGCUCGGCGGGAUGCCGCAGCGGCACGUGAGGGCGGCGAGGUCUCGGUUUGCGCGCCACUGGGCGAGCUGGCCGCCGCAGAGUCAGCCAAGUUGCAGGAGGCCGCGGGGCUGGCGCGCGAGGAGAUCGCCGCGGGGAUCUCGCAACUGGCGGAGGCCAUGGUGGAUGCACACACGCAGAUGCAGCACGAGGCCGCAGCGCAGCGGUGCCACUCCGAGUCUGCCGUGGAGGCGGCGGCCGCGGAAGCAGCCGCGCGGCUGGACGCUCUGUUCGGCAGGCGAUUGGAGGCCCUGGAAGUUGCCGCGCAGCAGCGCGACAGAGUGCACACCGACGCUGCGGCCACCUCUGCGCAGACCGUGUCAGAGGUCCGCUCCGAGGCAGGGCGCGCUCUGGUCAGCUCCGGCGCGGCCCUCGGCGGCCUCGGCGCCGUCCAGCGCGAGCUGUUGGACGAGCUGCGGGCCUGCGCGGACGAGCAGCGGAGCAGGCUGGGCGCCAGCUGCGCCGAGGCUGUGGGGCUGCUGUCGGAGGAGGCGACAUCCUGGGGCGCUUCGGCGAGGGAGGAGGCGGCCGCGGCGAGGGGAAGCGCAGAGGCGAGUGCUCGCCUGGAAGGCGAGAGCGCGGCCGCGCUGAGGCGGGCGUCGCGCGCUGCCGAGGAGGUGGCGGGGUGGGGCGCCAGCGCCCGGCUGGAGGCCGCUGCGUGGCGUGAGGCCGAGGCCGUGGUUGGCUCGGCAGCGGGCCUGGCGCGCGAGGAGGUCGCCGCGGGGAUCUCGGAGCUGGCGUCGUCCUCGGCGCGGCUGUGCGCAGGCCUGCGGGAACAGGCGGCCGAGGAGGCCGCGCAGCACUCGGAGGCCCUGGGGCGUGCCGCCCGCAGCUCCUGCGCGGAGAUCGGCGGCCAUGUCCGCGCCGAGCUCGAGGGCGAGGAGGCCGCGGGCCGGCGGACCGACGCGGCCUUGCGGUCCGAGGAGCAGACGAGGCGCAUCGUGGCGCAGGAGCUCCGCGCCCGGGCCAGGCAGGCCAGGGCCGUCGGCAAGGCGGUGGCGCGGCACGAGCUGGACGACGCCACCCACGAGGACCUCUGCGCCGGCCUGGCCGCCGCGGGCCUGGAGCAGGCGCCGGGCGCCCCCGCCGCCGCCGGCCAGGCGGUGCUCGAGCGGGUGGCGCAGGCGCGGUGGUUGCUGCGGAGCCUGCGCUCGGAGGUGGCCCAGGAGCUCGCGGCGGGCGAGGCCCGGGGCCUCAUCCGGCAGGAGGCGCGGGACGCCGCGCGGGCCUGCGCCGACCAGCGCCUGGAGGCACUGCAGCGGCGCGUCUCGGAGGCCCUGGCCGAGCACGAGGCCCGCCUGCGCCUCGAGCUCGCCGCCCGCGGCGCGGAGGUGGCCGAGGCCCUGCGGCGCGUGGCCGGCCGCGACGACGCGCUGCGGGCCGACCUGGCCGAGCUGCGGGCGGCGAGCAGCGCGCGGCUGGGCGCGCUGCGCGGCGAGCUGGAGGAGCUGGGCCGCCGGCUGAGCCGAGAGGCGGGGCGCCUGGAGGAGGCGGCUGCCGCGGGCGCGGGGCGGGCCAUGGAGGCGGCCAUGGAGGGGGUCGCCCACAGCGUCGCCCUUCAGCUCCACGCCCGAGGGGCGCAAGUCCCGCGCGCCGCGGGCGCGAGCGCCGCCGACGGCGCCGCAGGCGGACUCGCGGACGUGCGG